Molecule: messenger RNA, 1843 nt
Organism: Nicotiana tabacum (common tobacco)
Lineage: Eukaryota; Viridiplantae; Streptophyta; Magnoliopsida; Solanales; Solanaceae
Product: zinc finger CCCH domain-containing protein 67
Molecular function (GO): metal ion binding; mRNA binding
Source: RefSeq, a predicted model, not a curated record
CCACUGAUUUUGAUUGACUGAUUUUGGCUACUGUCCGCUUCUCCCUCACUCACUCUGCAGAAAAUGCAGAAUCAGGGUUUUACAGUUUGAACUGUAGAGGUGCAACAAUGAAAGCCAUUGAAUCACAACAACGCAUUCAAAAUCUAAAUGACUCUACACUUGAAAAACAAGACGUAGGGCUUGAUCCUCAACCUUUGUUUUCAUCGGAUCCCAGUGUUCAAAACCCUCCUCAGAAUCUACCUGACGCUGUGGAAAACGACGAUGACGAUGAGAUAGCGUUGCAAUUCAUCUGCAAAGAGCUUCAGGGUCUAGUCUUGAACCAGGCUUAUAUCGAAGAGAGAUCACAAGGAGAAAAUCAUGAAGAGAAUGGAAGAGAAAAAUCUGAAAAUGAGUGCGGAGAUAAUUAUUAUGGAGGUGGUGACUAUACUUGGAGUGAAAAUGGAUAUGAAAAUGAGAACGACGUGGAAAAUGAGAACAGUGAUGUGACGGGCUCGAAGCAAUGGGGAUUUAAGGGGAAUAGGAAGGGGUUGAAUUACCCGUUGAGACCCGAUGCUGCAGAUUGUGCUUAUUAUAUGAAAACAGGGACGUGUAAAUACGGAUUGAAUUGCAAGUUUAAUCACCCUUCCCGAAGACGAAAUCAGCAAUGGGCGAUGGAGAAGGGCAAGCAAAAGGACGAAAGCGAGGAAAGAGCAGGGCAGAUUGAAUGCAAGUAUUACCUGACAGAAGGAGGGUGCAAGUAUGGAAAUACCUGUAAAUAUUAUCAUAGUAGGAGAAAGGGUGCGAUCUCACCUGUUCUGAAUAUUAACUUUCUUGGCCUUCCAAUUCGGCCGGGAGAGAAGGAUUGCCCCUACUAUAUGCGCACUGGCUCCUGCAAGUAUGGAUCCAAUUGCAGGUUUCAUCAUCCUGAUCCAUCUACAGUGGCUGGAGGUGAUCCUUCUUCCGGAUACAACAACGGUGGAUCUGCUCCAGUAAAAAGUGCUCCCUACCCAGCAGGGUCUUCCUGGUCUUCGCCAAGAGCAUUGAAUGAGACAGCUUCUUUUGUACCAGUGGUAUAUCCAGCAAGUCAAGGCAUUCCUCUUCUAAGUCCUCAAUGGAAUGGAUAUCUGGCCCCAGUCUAUCCAACCUCAGGGAAGAGCCUCCCUACACCUCCAGAAUUUAUAAGAAAGGAUCCAGCAACUAAGACAAACUUCUAUACCCGAGCUCAACAGCCAUGGCUUGUUGAAGAAUACCCUGAACGGCCAGGUCAACCUGAUUGCAGUUACUUUAUUAAAACAGGAGACUGUAAAUAUAGAUCUAACUGCAAAUUUCACCAUCGAAAGAAUCAAACAUCUAAGACAAACAUGAGUGCUCUCAAUGACAAGGGCCUGCCACUAAGACCUGAUCAAGCUGUCUGUUCAUUCUACAGCCGUUAUGGGAUUUGCAAGUUUGGACCUGCUUGUAAGUUUGGCCAUCCAGAACAUUAUGACAACUCAGCUUCUUCUAUUGGGUCUGUCUUUGAUCAGCCUCCAUUCGGCAACUCUGCUACCUCAUAUGGCUCUAGGUGGCGAGGAAAGGAAACGGAAGUGGCUCUCUAACUAGUCUAACAAGUUUUUGCAUCCACUUCAUCCAGAGUACAGAAUAGAAACCACAGGGCGUUUCCAUUUUCUCUGACUUGAAACUCUAUAGAGAUAGUCUUGCUUAUGUUUUAUAUUAUCCAAAUAGGAUUUUGUAUAUUAUCCAUAUGCAUGUUUUUAGAUUAGAUGAGGUUAUAUGGAUGUUGAUGCAGCAGUACAUCACUAGCAACAUUAACUUAAUCAGGAUAUGCAACCCCUUUUCUCCCCUUGAAUAUCGAUCAAAGUUUUCA